AUGAUUACCGUCCCCGGCGUCGGUCGCUUCAACCAAUACGUCAAAUACGACUUUGCGAAAUGGACGAAUUUUCCUCUUGGACUUUCCAUCAGCAAUUAUGGCAUCACGGCCGACCCAAACGACGACGAACAUCCUUUUGAUCAAUACUAUGGUCCUAAUAAUGCGAUUCUGAAACGGGGAAGACCAUUGCAGUUGAGAGUGCCUGGAGGACAGACACAUUCGCCUAUACAAGGUGCUGAGUUCACGACUGCUUGUGAUGAUAUACUCUACGCUUCUGUGCGCACGGUAGCGAAGGUCAGCGCUGUGCCUGGUACUUGUCAUGAAUCANNAGGCUUCUUCUUCUAUCACUCCGACACCCAAGAAACAGACAUCGAGAUCCGUACUUCUUACCCCGAUCAAAUCUUUCUCACCAACCAGAAAUCCUCUGCCAGAGCUGCCGAGUCUACGUUUUCCACUGACCCGCCUUGCGAUAUGACUGCUGGAUUCCACGAGUAUAGAUUCGAUUGGUUGAAGGGCGUGACCAAAUUUUAUGUGGAUGGCGAGUAUGUGGGCGCGAUGAAGAAGAAUGUGCCUACAGUGCCUGGGAGUAUGGUUUGGUGA
Messenger RNA from Aureobasidium uvarum, 600 nucleotides. The record is from the annotation of a GenBank genome assembly. Lineage: Eukaryota; Fungi; Ascomycota; Dothideomycetes; Dothideales; Saccotheciaceae.